Messenger RNA from Hibiscus syriacus, 267 nucleotides. Its product is annotated as protein KNATM-like. The transcript is spliced from 2 exons. Lineage: Eukaryota; Viridiplantae; Streptophyta; Magnoliopsida; Malvales; Malvaceae. The coding region runs from base 1 to 267 and encodes 88 amino acids. Gene Ontology annotation, molecular function: DNA binding. The record is from RefSeq and is a predicted model, not a curated record. Gene Ontology annotation, cellular component: nucleus.
AUGGAGGCCAACAAGAGUGAAUAUCCUCACCAGGUGGAAGAAGCUGGAGAUAGUGACGACAUUGAGCUUCUCAAGACCAGAAUUUCUAGUCAUCCUUUGUAUGGGAGGCUCGUUCAGAAUCACCUCAACUGCUUAAAGGAAGGAUAUUCCUGGGCACUGACCAAGCUAAAGGAAGCCAUGGAAGAACCUCAGCCCGAAACAAUAGCUUUCAUCAAUGGCAUGCAUUCUCAACUCAGGGACGUCGCCGGAGCUUCCCUUCUCCCCUGA